GCUCGCAGCAACUGCACUAUCAUUGAGAGGAGAGGCGAACGACAAAGAGGGGUGGGUCCGCAGCGACAGUUGACCUGCACAUGGCCACUCGACCAAGUAUCAAACCCGUAUCGUGGGUUCCGACGUACUGUAUCUCGAGGACCAAAACGGUGUGCCUGCCGUCGGCAGUCAACACUUCUCUUCGCAUCCCGGUCGACCGCCAGCCAAGCUCACCGUAGACCAUACAAUUGGGACCCACGCAGCACAACUUAUUCACAAAAGGGGUCUACAACAACCAAGGGACUGGGCUUUCCCACCCCACCCAGCCAACGCUCCCCACUUAGCGGUCCCCACAUUCCUUCGCCAUGACAGCCCCCAACGGCCGGAAAGACUCAUGCGGUCCCGCAAAACUAUCCCACGUCCUAGAUAGCCUCGCGGGCCACUCAGCAAUGGGCGAACUCGUCCGGCGGAAGGAUUGGGGUGCGACUGCGUUGGGGCCCAUAGAACAAUGGCCACAGUCGCUACUCACGGCAGUCAGUUUCAUGCUGAAUUCCAGUUUUCCGUUUGUGCUGUUUUGGGGGGAUAGUCAUUCUAUACUUUAUAAUGAUAGAUACAUUCCAAUAUUCGGCGGGAAGCAUCCAACACACCUAGGAAGACCCGGCUGCGAGCCCUGGGCCGAAAUCUGGGACGUCAUCAAACCCAUGCUCGACUCAGCCCGCGAGGGCGUCGCCACAUGGUCCGAGGACCAGUUCCUCGAAGUCAACCGGCACGGCUACCUUGAAGAAUGCUACUUCACCUUCUCCUACUCCCCCAUACGCGUCGAAGACGGGUCCGUCGGUGGUAUCAUGACGCCCGUGACAGAGACGACACAGCGCGUGCUGGGCGAGCGGAGACUGAGAUUGCUCAGGGAACUGUCGGCGCAGACAGGAGAUGUGCAGUCGGAGGCCGAAGCGUGCGAUAUCUCCGCAAAGAUGUUCACGGAGCAUUGUACGGAUGUGACGUUUGCGCUUAUCUAUAUGGUGGAUGCGACGGGGAAACGGUUGGAGUUGAAGGGGAAGGCGAAUGUGGAGGAUGAACAUCCGGCGGCGGUUGCGAUGGUGUCGUUGGAGGGGGAUGAAAACCUUGGGUGGCCGGUUGCGGAGGUGAUGAAACAGCGGGCGGCUUUUGAGGUGAAUGGGCUUGGGGAAAAGUUUGGUCGUUUACAUGGCGGCACAUGCGAACAUAUGCCAACUCAAAAUGCAAUCUGCAUGCCUCUUGAAGGGUCAUCCUCACAAGAACCGAUCGGGGUCGUCAUAUUUGGGCUGAACCCGCGUCGGAGACUCGAUGCCGAAUACAAAGGCUUUCUGGAACUGACGACGACACAGCUGACGUCUGCCAUAUUGCGUGGGAAGGGAGUCAUGGAGGAACGGAAGCGCCUGGAAGCGUUGGCCGCUAUGGAUCGGGCGAAAUCCGUGUUCUUCAGGUAUCAUCUCAAAGGCUUUGAGUCGGUCCCAGAGGCGCUCGAACUCACAGUCUUUCUCUGCAGCAACAUCUCCCACGAAUACCGCACACCUCUAACCCUCAUCCUCGGCCCCGUCACCGAACUCCUCAACGACAGCUCGCUAACCCAAUCCCAGCUCGACAAAGUCCGCCUAAUCGAACGCAACGGACAACGGCUCCACAAACUCGUCAACGCCGUACUCGAUUUCUCCAAACUCGAGGCGGGCCGCAUGGACGCUACCUACCGCCCCACGGAUAUCAGCCAGGUCACAGCGAAUGUUGCGUCCAUGUUCCGUAGUGCGAUGGAGAAGGGCGGGCUGACGUACACGGUUGACGCACCGGCGCUGGGCGAGAUGGUGUACAUUGAUGUGGACAUGUGGGAGAAGGUGCUGUUCAACCUCCUGAGCAAUGCGUUCAAAUUCUCGACGAAGGGAGGCGUCAGUAUACGGUUGUACAAGAACAAGACCUCGGUGGUGCUGCAGGUCUCGGACACGGGGUGUGGCGUUCCGCCAGAGGAGGUGCCGCGGUUGUUUGAGCGCUUUCAUCGGUGCGAUACGUCCCACGGGCGGUCAAUGGAAGGCACGGGUAUCGGACUCUCGUUGGUCAACGAGCUCGUGAAACUGCACGGGGGGACCAUCUCCGCCGAAAGCGAGUUGAAUGUGGGUACUACGUUUACAGUAACCAUCCCUCUCGGCAAAGCCCACCUCUCCUCCAAAAACGUCGUCCAUGAGCAUUUCCCGAGCCAAGACGACCCCUUGAAACCAGGCGGGCCAGGAUCCGCCGUGAAAGGCGAGUCCUCCAUCGGCCGCGCCUUCGUGCAGGAAAGUCUCCGCUGGACCAACGCGGACAGCAGCAACAAAACCCCCUCGCUCCCACGCGCCAGCGGGGCGGCCGCCUCCGUAAGCAACAGCGACCUCGCCGCCGACGAGCGAAGCGUCUACUCCGACGAGAUGACCAACGACAAAUCCGGGUCGUCGGAAAACCUCAAGGGCCCCGCGCAGAACGGCAAGUUGGCCCGGAUCGUCCUUGCCGACGACAAUGCGGACAUGCGCGAAUACGUCAGCAGCCUCCUCGCCAAGUUCGCCAUCGUCCACGUCAUGCACGACGGCCUCCAAGCCUACCGCAGCAUCAUGGAUAACCCACCGGACCUGAUCCUCUCCGACGUGAUGAUGCCCAAAAUGGGCGGCUUCGAACUGCUCAAAAAAGUCAAAUCCCACCCCCGCACAAAACAUAUCCCUUUCGUCCUCCUCUCGGCCCGCGCGGGCGAGGAGGCGCAGGUCGAGGGCCUCCAGGCCGGCGCGGACGAUUACCUCGUUAAACCGUUCUCGGCGAAAGAGCUCCGGGCGAGGGUGAAGACGCAGUUGGCGAUGGGAUCGAUGCGCGGGGAGCUGGAGCGGAUGGUGCAGGUGCGCACGAGGGAUUUGAGCGAGUUGACACGGCAGUAUGAGUUGUUGGCUACGACGACGCCGGUGGGGAUCUGUCGGUCGGAUAUUAAUGGGGAUAUUGUGUAUGUGAAUAAGAUGUGGUGGAAGAUGUUGAGGAGAGACCCUGAAAUUGACAGCACCACCGAAUGGAACACCUGGCUUGCCGAGCACAACCGAGAGGUGACAUUAGAACGUCUCGGUCAAACAAUCGUCGACCGCCAACCCCUGCGAAUCGACGUCGACUUCAAAACCCGCGACGGCGAGGUCUUCACCCUCCUCCUCACCAGCGUCUUCGACCCCGGCAACGAACAAUCCGAAGUCGGCGAGAUCAAGAACCCCGGCGGCUUCUACAGCGCGCUAGUAGACGUCUCCGAAGAACGGCGCCUGGAAAAGGAACGCCACAUAACCCUCCAAUCUCUCGCGGAAGAACAACGGCGGCGGGCCGAAGAAGCCGACGAAAACCGCCAACAACAAGAGUUGUUCGUCGACACCAUCUGCCACGAGAUCCGCAACCCGCUCUCCGGAAUCGUCAACAACAACGACCUGCUUAAAAUGAACCUCAAGAAACGCUGGUCCGUCCUCCGCAACGUCGUCUCCGCUGUCACCACCUGGAAAGCCAUGUUCGGGCUCCACACCUCCUCCUCCACCACCGCCCCCGGCCUCAUGCGCACCCCCAGCAACAACCCGCGCGACUUUGAUAUGGCGGGUUUUAUGAAGUACCUGGACGAGCAGGUGAUCCCCGCCUCGCGCACGACGUGGCUGGAGGACCAGGAGGCGAGCGAUGCGAUCGCGAUGUGUACGAGCCAUCAGAGCGUGAUUACGGACGAUGUGUUGUUGUUGAGUAAGAUGAAGCAUAAUAAGGUGUCGGUGAACCCGAUCAUCUGUGCGCCUGAGGUCGUUAUUUCGAGGGUUUUGAAGAUGUUUAGGUAAAGUGCGAUCUGUCUAUUAGGCAGUGAGACGUGACGUCCUCCGGUUGUUGUUCCGCACCGCUGAUUUAUUUUCUCGGAAUCAAUCAUCUCUUUCUCGGUUUGUAGAACGGAACUACAAAAGAAGAAAAUGGAAUGGGACCUCCUCCUCAGCGUCGAAGAUCUCGGCGACGUCAGCGCCGUCUCCUGCCCCCCCAAAACAACCGACCCGCGCCAGAAGGUGCUGAUACCGUUCCGAGACCGCCGCAGCGCCGAUUUGCUGAUCGCGGACCCGGAUAGGAUUGCGCAGAUUA
Molecule: messenger RNA, 4101 nt
Organism: Fimicolochytrium jonesii
Lineage: Eukaryota; Fungi; Chytridiomycota; Chytridiomycetes; Spizellomycetales; Powellomycetaceae
Exons: 6
Coding region: 345-3812 (1155 amino acids)
Biological process (GO): phosphorelay signal transduction system; phosphorylation
Molecular function (GO): phosphorelay sensor kinase activity
Source: RefSeq, a predicted model, not a curated record